AGGGGGUAGGUAGGUUGCGAGGUUUGAAUAAGGAAGUUUACAUGGUACGGGCUUCGCAUUUAGUUCAGUGUUUGCAAAUAGAGUAACUUCAUCACCAGUAAGCAGUGGUCUGCCAACGGGGAAGCAAAACAACGCUUGUUUGCAGUGCGUGCUAUUUGCAUUAGCUACAGAUAGGGUUGCAUGUGAAAUUAAAACAAGGAUCUUACUUACCUGUUCGAGAUUGACCAAUAUUUUGAAUAGUAUCUUGAUUCUCAAGAAAAAUAUUUCAGUGCAGCUCUUUAGCCAACAUUUGGGAUUUGAAAUGGAUGUUCUACCCAUGUGCAGCAUCUUUCAGGAACUUCAGAUUGUACAUGACACGGGCUACUUUUCAGCUUUACCAUCCUUGGAGGAUUACUGGCAGCAGACUUGCUUGGAGUUGGAGCGGUAUCUACAGAGCGAGCCUUAUGUCUCAACGACAUCCGACAUCAAGUUGGAGCCGCAGGAGCAGGACCUCUGGAGCAAGCUGAUCUUGGCCUGCGGUGAUAAAGCGAUCGACUCUGACCCAAAGAUCCCUCUGGUCAAAGAAGAGGACAAUCAGGAUGGCCAGAUCUUGGAAACCAACAGUGUAAACUCUGAUGCCAGCAGCGAAGCUUCAGACAGUUCCGUGGAGCUCUCGCCAACACACAGCUUUACCUUGAACCCUCUGGGGUCGGUUCUGGCCGGUUCUGGACCUUUUAGCCCUUCUAUCAUUAGCACUCCCCCAUCCUCCCCAGAGGUCAGCUCGGAACCCAGCAUCUCACAAGGCUGGGGAAGUGUAAACACAGAAUUGACCUUGCCGGUAAAAGUCCGGACAGGCGGCAUCGGAAAGAACUCGGCAAAGUCUGGGCUGGUUGGUGGAGACGCGUCACCGGACGGGAGGAGACGGGUGCACAGGUGUCACUUCAACGGAUGCCGCAAGGUUUACACAAAGAGUUCCCACUUAAAAGCACACCAACGCACUCAUACAGGUGAGAAACCAUACAGGUGUUCAUGGGAGGGCUGCGAGUGGCGAUUUGCACGGAGUGAUGAGCUAACCAGACACUUCAGGAAGCACACUGGGGCCAAGCCAUUUAAAUGCAGUCACUGUGACCGGUGUUUCUCCAGGUCCGAUCACCUUGCCCUCCACAUGAAAAGACACCUCUGAGCAGGUCGGAGCGGAGCGAUGUUAGCCGUUUAGUGAAACUAACAAACGCAGCGAAAGGAAAUGUCGUCUCCUAACCAGCCUCAUGGUUGAACUGCCCUUGAGAGGAGCGAGCUAGGGGAGCGUGUUCUAGCCAAAGUAUGCCAUUUUGCACCAUACCCAGUGCCUCCGGGAUGGAUGGACCCCUUGGAGAAGGAAGGCGCUCUGAAGGUUGCCUGUCCAAAAACCACAACAACAGAGGACAAAAUCAUGUACAGACAGAAGGAAGCAGCCAAUUGAAUUGAGGGACUUGAAAGAAAAAGAAAAAAAAAAAACUAAAACAAAGACAAAAAAAGAAUUAACGAAUGAAUGAGUUGAAUGUGUGGUUGGUGCAUGAUGUUUUUGAGGUGAAUGAAUGAGUUGAAUGUGUGGUUGGUGCAUGAUGUUUUUGAGGUGAAGCAACUGUCUCCUGGACAACUGAUACACUGGUACUGCUUUACAAAAACGGUUGUCUGAGGUAAGCAUGUGUGCACUGCGAAUGUCUGACUUGGUUGACUGGCCUGUGUGCAAAGAGGGGGAAGCAAAGGCGGUCUGGUACCAGUGUUGCUGUGGACUGAAUGGUGUCAGGGAGCAAGUUUAUUCUUUUUUUUCUUGUAGUUGUGAGAACGUGACUGCCUGCCUGACUGUCAAGCAGCAGUGAGACUGAGUGAAGAUUGGGGUUUCUCACCAGAAGCCUUGAGGGGUUGUGGUGUUGAGUGGUAUGGGGGGGUGAUGUGUUUUGUUCCCCCCCGUUCAGCAACCCAGGCCAGGGCAGAAACUCCACAAUGUGAGUCCUUGAGUGAGAGGAGCUUUUUUUGGUGUUUGGUGCAGCUACUAAAUGUGCAAUGUGUUACGUAGCUUGUUUUUUUUACAAGUUACAAAGCAAAUUUUUAGUCCAUUGUAUAAGCUGUGUGCUUAGAGGUAUAACACAACUAUACUAUAACUUCAGUAUCAUAGACAGGUGUUGCAUGGUUCUAGGGUUUGUUCUCUCUUCCUGUUAUUCUGUAAUCAGGACUGCAAAUAGAUUCCAAUAAAAGCGCAGCUAAAUACGAACGGUUAAAUGUUACAAUAUUGUACAUAAAGCCUUGAUGAUUUUUUGUAUUAUUAUUAUUAUUAUUACUUCAGUACUUCUCUUUCUCUCUCUUUUUGGUUUGAGAAACCACUACUGCUUACUUAGCAACUGAAUCAUUCAUUCAUUAAGCUAUUUUUUUUUUCUUUCACUCAUCGAUGCCUUGAGGACUAUCGGAUUUGAUUUUGUAUAUUCUAUCUUCUUUUCUACCUGGUAAUGCACUGUUGACGACCUUAAUGGUGCCUUAUGCAAGUGACCUAUCCUUGUGGGAUGGAUGACUACUCCUUGGAGGGUGGCGGGGGGUCACACUGUUGUAUGGGUGAUUGAAAAGCUUUAUUAAGGCUCAAUUUCACAUGAACUUACUUGCACCUUUCCUUGUUUUCAGAGACUGCUUGGUCUAUUAGCCCUAUGUAGAUUGUGAAUAGUGUUUUGUGUGUAUAGCAUGUACAGUAAAGAUCCUCCCUUGUUAGGUUAUAUUGCAUAGCACCCCGAUGAUCUAUAUAGUACAUUCAGUCGAUUCAAACCAAGACUUGUAUAAAAUAACUUCAAGUCAUCAUUUAGAGAGCACUUAUAACAGUAUAUUAUUAACCCAAUUUUCUACCACUGUAGUAUGUACUGUGUCUACGUAGUUAUACACAUUUGGUAUCAAGUGAAAAUGUUGCUCAAAGGUACAAAAAAACCUGAUGAGACGAUCGGACUAGGUCUGGGCUGGCACCCUAUUCCCUCUUUAGGGCACUACUUUUGGGUCCAUAGGGCCCUGGUCAAAAGUAGUGCAUCAUAAAGGGAAUAGGGUGCCAUUUCAGACACAGUCUAGGACAUGAACUUGUGGUUUGCAUAAAGACAAGGCUGACUUGAAAGGAAUGUGAUGGUGAUGUAGCUGCUUUCAACAAUGCUCUAACAGUGGGUUUGUAGAGAACUCAGGGGCCCAGACUCAGUGUAGGGCAAUAUCCCCCCCUGCAACCAAAGCUGAGGAAAAACCCUAAAGAUUUAUUGUAAUUAACAAGCUCCAGUUGGACAGCCCUUGCCUUGUACUGCAUCUCUGUAAUAAAUUGCUAAAGGCUUUGCUGGCAUAGAAUUUAUUACGGACUGCUGACUCUGGGAGUUUGCUAUUGACCCGUCUGGGCAGCCGCAUUCGUUGUUUUGGUCCAGGCAGCUACAUUAUUAUCAAAACCAACGUGAACAGGAUUCUGAAGAGAGAAGAAAAAAAACAUCUUUCUCCCUCCCCAUUUGAAGCUGAUUCAUUGUUUAUGUACACACUUGAAAUAAUUUGAAGACUUCAGGACAUUUUUGCAGGGUAAGGGACCGAAAUAAUGUUAAAGGAUAGCUUAUUGUGUUAUAUUCGUCAUUUAAAAAAAAAGUCUAGACUCAAGGAUUGGUGAGAUUUAACAUUGAAAUAUAACAAAGUGCAUAGACUUAUUUUAUUCAGUAUCAGGGACAUGCCAUGCUUUGUGGGUGGAAAGGAAUUUGACAUUGCAGCAAGAUCAAUGUAGCAGGGCCACAACAUGGAUUUUAGAUCAGAUUGUUGUAAGAGGGAGGAUGAGUACAACUUGAAACGGCCUGCUGCAAUAAAAUUACACCGCCAGCAACAGCAAGACUUUUGUGGCAAAGAAAUAGAACAAUGACUUUCUGUCUUUGUAACAGAACAGCAGCCAAUAUCAUUCAGGUGAUAAUCGAGCCUUAAUUAAGCCUCAUGUUUGCUUACAUCUUAACCUACAGUUUCCCAUUGCUGUCUGCAUCCCAAAUGGCACCCUAUUCCCUAUUAGAGUACUACUUCAGACCAGGGACCGUAGGGCUUUGUUCAAAAUUAAUGCAUUAUAUAGGGAAUAGCAUGUCACUUGGGACGCACUCUGAUUCUCUCUUCCUCUUCCACACACAGCGCCCCUUGUUCUUUACAGAAUCUUUGUCAAAGAAAAAAAAAAAAAAAAUAUUCAUUUUGUAAGAUUGUUUGUUUUUUGCUUUAUGACGUUUUAUUUGAAAUUGUUUUGCAAAAUUGUUAUAUUUCUGUAUGAAUGUAUUUUUUAUUGGAAUAAUAAGAAUCUUAUCAGA
Salmo salar (Atlantic salmon) is the source of this 4292-nucleotide messenger RNA. It is a transcript of the gene klf6a, whose product is annotated as Kruppel like factor 6a. Gene Ontology annotation, molecular function: RNA polymerase II cis-regulatory region sequence-specific DNA binding; DNA-binding transcription factor activity, RNA polymerase II-specific. The record is from RefSeq and is a predicted model, not a curated record. Gene Ontology annotation, biological process: regulation of transcription by RNA polymerase II. NCBI's taxonomy places the organism in Eukaryota, Metazoa, Chordata, Actinopteri, Salmoniformes, Salmonidae.